This is a messenger RNA of Babesia bigemina, 162 nucleotides long. RefSeq lists its product as hypothetical. The coding region runs from base 1 to 162 and encodes 53 amino acids. The transcript has 2 exons. NCBI's taxonomy places the organism in Eukaryota, Apicomplexa, Aconoidasida, Piroplasmida, Babesiidae. The record is from RefSeq and is a predicted model, not a curated record.
AUGGGAUGGCAUGUACACGAUAUCCCGCAGAGCAUCUGGACGACACUGAAGACAGACACGGUGAAGGAAGAUUAUAUCGCGAAAUCAAUUGCACAUAUGUACAUGGACGCCCAAUUCAUCCACAAACCAAGCUGGAUGCAGCCCUACCAUGCUGAGGUGUAA